This is a messenger RNA of Aureobasidium pullulans EXF-150, 3112 nucleotides long. RefSeq lists its product as uncharacterized. Lineage: Eukaryota; Fungi; Ascomycota; Dothideomycetes; Dothideales; Saccotheciaceae. The record is from RefSeq and is a predicted model, not a curated record. The transcript has a single exon. Bases 140 to 2908 code for a protein of 922 amino acids.
CAUCUUUGUCUCCACACUUGGCAUCAUCAGGCAGCAAACUACCCUUACAACACUCCCAACUCCCAAUUUCCACAUAUAUAAGACUCAUCAGAAGUCACAAUUCCUCAUAUCACUUCUCCACUGAGAGAUCAAAAUCAACAUGUCGGCCUUUGGCAACCACAUCUGCGGAUGCUACUACACCACAUCUCCUUAUGCUCUUCGUGUCUACCUUCCACAGGUCCAACUGGAGUCGCAUACCACCAUCACACCCCUCUACUUCACCACAAAGCUCUCGCAGACCUUCCAGAAUACAUCUGCCGAGAUUCUGCCCGAGACUCGCUACUCCUUUCCUCUCUAUGACGGUGUUGUUGUGACCGCUUUCACCUGCACCAUCGGCGACAAAGUCAUCAAAGGCCACGUGGAGCAAAAGGAGCAAGCCAGGAAGACAUUUGACGCCGCCGUCAAGAAGGGUAAGAGUGCCGGUCUCCUAGAGUCGCUUCCGCUUGGAGUCUUUGGAGUCACUCUUGGUAACAUCCCUAUCAAUGCGUCCAUCCGCAUCGACAUUGUCUAUGGAGGCGAGCUCAAGCACGAUGCUCAGAUUGAUGGCUUGCGUUACAACCUGCCUACAUCCAUCGCUCCUCGCUACGGCAGCUACCCUGGACAACUUCUUGAAAUGGACACUGCUGUUCUCAAGAGCAUGAACAUCACUGUUGACAUCGACAUGCAAGGCUCCACUAUCCGCAAAGUCCAAUGUCCUUCUGACCAUCCCAUCGCCCUGUCAAUCGGAACUCUGUCUACAGCUCCCGAGCCUACUUCCGACAUGUCAAAGGCCUCAGUGUCUCUGACUCACAACACCACAGAGCUCGGUUCAGACUUUGUUCUGCAGGUCUUGAUCGAUGAUAUCGGCUCCCCAAAGGCCAUUAUCGAAAAGCACGCUCUUCCCAACCGUCAAGCCCUGAUGGUUACGUUUGUGCCACGCUUCAACCUCAAGCCCAUCAGACCGGAGAUCAUCUUUAUCGCCGAUCAGAGUGGAAGUAUGCAAGGCACCAAGAACACUGCACUUGUCGCUGCUCUCAAGACAUUCCUCAAGUCCUUGCCCUCUGGAGUUCGCUUCAACAUAUGUGCCUUCGGAUCCCGCCACAAGUUCCUUUGGGAGAAGAGUGUGCCUUACAACCAGGAAAACUUUACCCAAGCUCUCAACUUCGUCCAAGGCUUCACCGCUAACUAUGGCGGUACGGAGCUGUUGCGUCCAGUCAUGGCUGCCUUUGAGUCGCAUCUUGUGGAUAUGCCUCUUGAGCUUGUCGUUCUUACUGACGGAGAGAUAAUUGCCGAGUCGCAACUUUUCGACUAUGUCAACAGCCAGAUCAACAACGAGAAAGUCGACGCUCGUUGUUUUGUGCUUGGCGUCGGUCGUGAUGUUUCUCACACUCUUGUCGAAGGAUUUGCUCGUGCUGGAAACGGAGUCGCCCAGUUCAUCACUGACAACGAAGUCAUGGACUCCAAGGUCGUCCGCAUGCUCAAGGCUGCCCUCUAUCCGCACGUCAAGGAUUACCGUUUAGAAGUCGCUUAUGAUGAGGUCGACGACUUUGAGAUGGUCGAGAGCGCGACGUCCACACAGACAGCCGCCAGUCCCACAGACCCGCAAGGUGUACCAAUCUCGUUGUUCGACAAAGCUGCUGAUCUCAGUGGUACACCCAAUGAGGGCACCGAUCGCUAUGCUCACCUGCCCGUUGUUGCAGUACCCAAGCUUAUCCAAGCACCUCAUGUCAUUCCUCCUCUGCUACCAUUCAACCGUACUACCGUGUAUCUGCUCCUUGGAGACUCAAGCCAUACUCCAAAGUCUGUCACUUUGCACGGUUCAUGCCCCGAAGGCCCUUUGAGAUUGGAUAUCCAUGUCAAGCGGAUCGAUGAUCCCAAUCAUACUAUCAACACACUCUCAGCCAAGCGAGCCGCGCAGGAGCUUGAGGAGGGCAGAGGCUGGCUGCUCGACGCAAGAGAAGGAACAGAGCCGAUCAAAGACAAAUACUCGUCUCGCUUUGACGAGUUGGUCGAGAGAGAAGUCGUUCGUCUUGGCACCGACUAUCAAGUCGCCAACAAGUGGUGUUCCUUUGUCGCAGUCGAGCAGCGUGAGAAAGGCAAGAUCGGCGACAACUCUUCCGUUGACUCUUCCUCGGCUACCUUGAGGGAUGGGAGAUCUGGAUCUGAUUCGUGUGAAGCGGAGCAGUCCGACGAAGACAUGGGCACCAACAUGUUUGACUCUGGUCCAAGCAGAAAUGCGAAGAAACGACAGAAAUUCUCGGCCCCUACCAGUUUCCGCCGAUCAGCUAUGCCACGCCUACGAGCUUCACCAGGUCAGUUUUCUGGUGUACUCAUUCCUGACAACUAUCAAACUGGAGGUGGUGGAGGCCGUGGUAGAGCAACUUUUGGAGUGACUGGUGGGGGCCGUGGUGGAGGCCGUGGUGGAGGCCUUGGAUACUCGGCUAGGAGGUGCCGCCAAGCCGUACCGCAGUUGAUGGAUGAGGAUUGCGAAACCUUCAGGGACCUGGGCGAGGAUGACGGUGAGUGGGGCAGUGACGAGCCGGCAGAGCUUUCUGCCCCAGAAGGUCCUACCAUUCCGACCAACAAUGUCCUCGCUACUGUCCGCGCUCUCGUGGAUCUCCAGUCCUUCGACGGCCAUUGGGAAUGGACCAACACGCUCUCCACCUUCUUUGACAGUCACGUCAUCUCAGAGGCCAAGAGUGUCAGAUCGGCAGAAGACCAGUUGCUGGCCACGGUAAUGGUUCUGGCCUGGCUGAAGACUUCAGCAUCCGAGUACCACGAUCUUUGGGAAAUGAUUGCCGAGAAGGCUUCGGAUUGGCUUGAGGGUCAGAGCGAGGACUCUGAGCUGCUCAUGAGCAAGGCAAUGAGCGCUUUCACUGGCGGAGUUUGAAUCUGGCAAAUGACUUUGUUUCUCUACAGUUGGAGAUAGGGCACGGACUGCCAAAGAGAGGCUUGUGGUAACGAUACAAAAGAAAUAGCUAUAUUCCAUAUGGUGGUAUUGAUAUGAAAUGAGCCUAGGAAAUCAUUAUACAUCAUUAUCACUGCCUUUCUGGGUGUGCUAGGUACGAUUAAUAAACUUCUAGAUCAUUGAGCU